Molecule: messenger RNA, 688 nt
Organism: Physeter macrocephalus (sperm whale)
Lineage: Eukaryota; Metazoa; Chordata; Mammalia; Artiodactyla; Physeteridae
Product: collagen alpha-1(I) chain-like
Exons: 2
Coding region: 80-688 (202 amino acids)
Source: RefSeq, a predicted model, not a curated record
AAGAGCACACAGGGAAGUGUGUCCUGGUCUCUCCUCUUUCGUGUCUGCUCUGUGGCAUAUAUUCAACGACCUAUCUUGUAUGAAACACUGGAGAUGCCUAAUGACUCAGAAAGUGAUCAAAAACUACUGGUGGUUACCCAUAAGAGCAAUCGUUCAGCCUUGGGGCCGGAACGGGCCCGGCCAGUCAGACCUGAAGCCCAGCCUGGCGUCUAUCAGAAGCCUGGUCAAUUCUGUACGCACUGUCGCAGGCUGCGACCCCCGCUCCCGGGGGCGAGCGCACGGUCGUCUCCCUCCAAGGUGUGUGGAAGCGACGCCCCCUCCCUCUCGCCCUAGGGAGAUCCUGGAACUACAGGCUCGGACUCUGACCCUGGAGGGGACACAGGUGAGGCCAAGAGACCGGCCGUGCCGAGGUGGGCUCUCGGGAAGGGAUGGAGAAGCUGGACAAGCGGGGGUCCACUCCCCGAGGCCAGGACCGCGGCUGCUCAGGACCGGGGCCUGGGAGGAGAAAGCCCGUGCACCCCUCGGAACCCGUCCUCCACAUCCGCGGUCCACACCCCGCCCCCAAAUCGAGCCCGGGCCGCCCCCUGGCCAUCCUCCGCCAAACCGCUGCUUACCGCCGCGCUCAUCCCGGGGCCGAACUGGCCAUCGACGCCCGCCUGGACCCCAGCGUAAGCAAAGGAAGAGAUAA